AUGACUUUCCUGACGGCCACGGUUCUUGCGGACUGCUUAAUCUGUCGACCUAUAAGGUACAGGUGGGAUUUCGCUAUCAAGGGAGCCUCAUGCGGAGACGAAACAAAGCUCGGUCUCUUCAUCGCGAUUGUCAACUUCCUACAAGACGUCAUUGUCGUGGUAUUGCCUAUGCCUAUACUUUGGAACCUGCAAAUGGCCGUGAGCAGGAAAGCGGCGCUGACCGGCAUGUUCGGGAUGGGUAUUCUAAUCUGUGCUGUGACUGUCUACCGCAUCCAGGUAACCGCCACCAAUGACAAUCCGAGCAACCCAGCUUCGCAAGAGAAAUACGCUCUCAUCGCGCUCCUGACCUCUCUCGAGACGCUCCUGGGUAUCAUAAGUGCCUGCUUGCCAAUCCUGAAACCGAUAACCAAGAGACUUCGGGUCUCACUCCCCAAGCGCGGGUCAGACACAAACAAACCCUCCACAUCUGGCAGCAUCCCUAUCAUUAUGCGUAUAAGUCACAUGUUUACAGCAUCGUCCCAGAAGUAUUCGUCAGGAGAGCAUAUUCCAUCGCCGGAUCGGUCAUGGUAUGAGAUGCAGGUGGGUAAGGAUGGGACAACGCACGUUUCGGUGAGACCGAAAGCAGACCAAAGGACGGAGGACGAGCUAGCGGGGAAACCCGCCGGAAGGGAUGAAGAUAUGGAGAGCAUGUACAACGCUAUGUGA
Molecule: messenger RNA, 705 nt
Organism: Letharia lupina
Lineage: Eukaryota; Fungi; Ascomycota; Lecanoromycetes; Lecanorales; Parmeliaceae
Exons: 2
Coding region: 1-705 (234 amino acids)
Source: RefSeq, a predicted model, not a curated record